AUGAGGCAGGUCGAGGCGCCCAGCACUGGAAUAGGGGUGAGCAGAUCUGGGAAGGACCUGCAGCCGCCCUACAACGUGGUCAUCACUGGUGGCACAAAAGGUGUUGGGCGCGCCCUUGCAAAGGAGUUUCUCAGGGCUGGGGACAGCGUUGUCAUAUGCUCCAGAGACAGCGACAGAGUGAAUGGAACUGUGAGGGAGCUGGACGGAUUUUCAAAGGCUGAGGAGGGUGCUGGAAGGAUAAAGGGGAAGGUCUGCAAUAUGGCAAAGCCUGGAGAUGUGGCUUCCUUUGCCAACUAUGCGAGGGACACGCUUGGGACUGUAGAUUUGUGGAUCAACAACGCAGGCAGCAACGGGUACAAGUACAAGACCUUGGCAGAAAGCUCAGAUGCGGAUCUCAUCAACAUCGUGGAAACCAAUGUGCUGGGGACCAUGCUGGGCUGCAAAGAGGCCAUAAGGGUGAUGAGGGAUCAGCGCGCCGGGGGCCACAUCUUCAACAUGGACGGUGCCGGCGCGGAUGGCGGCGCGACGCCGCGAUUUGCUGCCUAUGGCGCGACUAAGCGCGGCCUCAUGCAGCUCAGCAAAUCCCUGCAGGCUGAGUUGAAGAUGCUGAAUAUCAACAAUGUGGGCAUCCACAAUCUAUCCCCUGGCAUGGUCACCACUGAUCUCCUGAUGGCAGGUGCAGACACAGCGACGGCAAAGUUCUUCAUCAACUGCUUAGCAGAUCCGCCAGAGGAAGUGGCGGCCUAUCUGGUGCCGCGCAUUCGGCGCGUGCCCCUCGACUCGCGCACCCUGGGAGGUGCUAUUGGGCAGGGGUCAUACAUCAAAUAUCUGACCAAGAGCAAAGCCUACGGGCAGAUCCUGGCACGCCUGCUCACAGGCGCCCGGAAAGAUCGUUUUGUGCCAGAAGAAUGA
Coccomyxa subellipsoidea C-169 is the source of this 912-nucleotide messenger RNA. RefSeq names its product NAD(P)-binding protein. Lineage: Eukaryota; Viridiplantae; Chlorophyta; Trebouxiophyceae; Coccomyxaceae. The record is from RefSeq and is a predicted model, not a curated record. The coding region runs from base 1 to 912 and encodes 303 amino acids. The transcript has 8 exons. Gene Ontology annotation, molecular function: oxidoreductase activity.